Messenger RNA from Aspergillus pseudonomiae, 912 nucleotides. RefSeq lists its product as uncharacterized. Lineage: Eukaryota; Fungi; Ascomycota; Eurotiomycetes; Eurotiales; Aspergillaceae. The record is from RefSeq and is a predicted model, not a curated record. The transcript has 2 exons. Bases 1 to 912 code for a protein of 303 amino acids.
AUGUCGGUGACGUUGUAUCCAGCUGAGACGAGCGAUGGCACAGUCACAUCAUUUAUUCCUCUCACCACAGUGUGGCUCCCCCCUUCAGGAUGUGCAAGUUACUUUCGCUUGAAUGGACCAAGUCUAGUAGCCUGGGACCCUGGCUACGGACUAGAUAUCGAUACAAAUGUGAGAUGUGCACCCUCAGCAGUAACAACCUGGUGGGAGCAAGGAGCGUUAGGUGGUGGAGGUUCCGAGCAUACAGCAGUCAGCAUUGGCCCUCUCACAUGCCCCGAGAACUUCUCAACCGUUGCGUCUUCUGUCAAAAAUGGUUCUAGUACGCUAGCCAUGUGCUGUCCUUCAGGAUAUUAUCUGGCAAAUAGAACGCCAGGUAAAGUCAAUGGAGACUGCCUAUCCGACGUCUCCUCCGGUAUGACCCUUACUUACGCAUCAACCCCUUAUAGCGACAAAACUGCCUGGAAAACAGAGACUACCACGGUGUCCAAAAGCUCAACGGUUGGCGCAAUUGCCGUGGUUGGAUGGAACAUCAGAUUCGCGACCCCGACUCCCACUUUGACACCCACAGCCACGUCAACAACGACCUCUGGCACCCGCAGCGCCUCCUCCGAGACAACCACCAGUAUCACCACCUCAUCGACACACGGUGAUCUCACAAUAGGCGCCAAAGUAGGCAUUGGUGUAGGGGUAGGAGUUGGUGCAAUCGGUGUGAUAGCAUUACUAGUCGCGUUAUAUUUCUUUAAGCACCGAAAGCGCCGAGCUCCGGCUGAACUGCCGGCUGAACUCCCUGCUCCGGACCCAAGACAGCCCCCCAUGUAUCAACCAGUUUGGCCGCCUGUCCCAAUUGCAGAACUUCCAGCGACAAAGGUUCGUCCUGGUCAAGGGUCUAUGGCCCCUGCGGAGUUGGGAGGCUGA